Molecule: messenger RNA, 2568 nt
Organism: Daldinia caldariorum
Lineage: Eukaryota; Fungi; Ascomycota; Sordariomycetes; Xylariales; Hypoxylaceae
Product: phospholipase D/nuclease
Exons: 5
Coding region: 1-2568 (855 amino acids)
Biological process (GO): intracellular signal transduction; phosphatidic acid biosynthetic process; cell motility
Molecular function (GO): D-type glycerophospholipase activity
Source: RefSeq, a predicted model, not a curated record
AUGGCUGGCUCUCAUGAAGAUAGUGGCGAGCACUACCAUCCAGAUAUAAAGGACAAGAUUAAGCAUCCGUUCCAUGAUCUAAAGGAGAAGCUAAAGGACACGCAUUUAUAUGACGCUAAAAUUACUCUUGUUCAUCAAAAGCACAAAUUUGGAAAGCUUGCAAACCUCUUUAAUCCGCAACAUCGCCACGAUGAAGCACACGAAAAGGCCUGUGACGAUAAACGGAAUCUAAUUUCCGAGGGUCACCGGUACAACUCGUACUUCCCAGAGCGAGACGGAAAUCUUAUAAAAUGGUAUGUCGAUGGAAGGAAUUACUUCUGGGCUGUUUCCGAGGCGUUGGAACGGGCGAAGGAGACGAUCUAUAUCGCCGAUUGGUGGCUUUCUCCAGAGUUGUUUCUUCGGAGACCCCCAUAUUUCAACCAGGAAUGGCGGUUAGAUAGGAUCUUGAAGCGCCGGGCCGAAGCUGGUGUGAAGAUCUUUGUUAUCGUCUAUCGUGAAGUUGAGGCAGCAUUAACUUGCAACUCGGAGCAUACGAAACACGCAUUGCAGAGCCUAUGUCCUGAGGGUUCCCCGGGGUUUGGGAACAUUACUGUCAUGAGGCACCCGGACCAUAAUUUCCUAGAAAAUGCUGCAGAUAUGACUUUCUACUGGGCUCACCACGAGAAAUUCAUUGUCAUCGACUACGAAAUGGCUUUCAUCGGCGGCCUCGAUCUUUGUUUCGGCCGCUGGGAUGAUCACCAGCAUAUACUAUCUGACGUACACCCAGAAGGAGUCCGCAAUGAAGUCUGGCCGGGUCAAGACUUCAAUAAUAAUCGUGUAAUGGACUUUCAAAACGUCCAGGAUUGGAAGCAGAACGAACUAAGCAAGGCCGACUACGGCAGAAUGCCCUGGCACGAUGUUGCCAUGGGAGUGGUUGGGCCAUGCGUCUAUGAUAUCGCGGAGCACUUUGUCCUACGCUGGAACUUCAUCAAGAGGGACAAGUAUAAGCGCGAUGAUAGGUUCGAUUGGAUCAUGCUACGAGGCCGUGAAGGCGAAGAUGAAGACCUUGUAGGCGUACAGCGACCGAAACAUCCAGUCGGUGAGUAUGUGCUUCAUCCUCUGACGCCACUUGAGACGAAAAACCUCAACAACAGAGGCACCAUCCGUGCUCAGAUCGUUAGAAGCAGUGCCGAUUGGUCAAGUGGCAUAUUAAAGGAUCAUACCAUUCAAAAUGCAUAUUCGGAUAUCAUUCGCAAUGCCCAGCAUUAUGUAUACAUCGAGAACCAGUUCUUCAUCACCGCCACCGGCGACAAGCAAUCACCAAUCCAUAACACAGUAGGGAGGGCAAUCGUAGAUGCUUGUGUAAGAGCUGGUAAGGAGAAAAGGAAGUUCAGGGUGAUUAUUAUCAUUCCUGCGAUCCCAGGGUUUGCCGGUGACCUGCGAGACGAUGCCGCAACCGGAACACGUGCCAUUAUGGAUUAUCAGUACAAAUCGAUAUGCCGCGGCGAACAUUCAAUAUUUGGACAGAUCCGUGCCCAGGGCGUUGAUCCUAGGGAUCAUAUAUUCGUCUUCAACUUGCGCUCCUACGAUCGCUUAAAUAAGACACCUGCAAUUGAGAAGCAAGAAGAGAUAUCCGGCGUUAAGUAUCAGGAAGUCCAACGAGCCGAAGCAGAAGAGAUCAUGGGUGAAGGUAUUCACGGAACUGAAGAUGUUGAGGGCGAGCGCGACGAGCACAUGGACAAGAAGGAGGAGCAAAAGGAGAUGAAUGAAACUUUGAAGAGCCAUGAUGCCAAGCGUCGUUUCGAAGCAGCUUGGCAAGAGGGCCACGAGACAAAGUCUGCUUCCAGUGUUGCUCAUCAUGCAAUGGCUCACACUGGAAAGCUUUCAGAAGAGAUCUGGGAGGGCGACCCUCAAGAAGAGGUUGACAACUGGAUUCAGGAGGAGCUAUAUAUCCAUGCCAAACUUUUGAUAGUAGAUGAUCGCAUUGUGAUCUGUGGAUCGAGCAACCUGAACGACCGUAGCCAGCUCGGCGACCACGACAGCGAGUUAUCGAUUGUCAUGGAAGAUACUGACAAGAUCCAAAGCGUCAUGGAUGGACAACCGUUUGAAGCGGGGAAGCACGCGGCUACAUUGCGACGAUAUCUCUGGAGGGAGCACCUCGGUCUCCUUCCACCACAGAUGCACGACGCUAGUAACGACCCGAAUGCGCAACCACCUGGAGAGGACUCGCCGAAUGAUAUCUGGGAUAGAGAUGAUAGUUAUAAGCUCGUUGAGGACCCUAUGAGCGAACCGCUCUGGGAUAUGUGGACUCAAAAUGCGACAAAGAACACGGAAAUGUUUAGACAUCUAUUCCACGCGGAUCCGGAUGACCAUGUAAAAACGUUUGAGGAUUACAACACCUUCUUACCACCGAAGGGGGUCAAAGCCGGACACAUAUUCGACAGAUUCCUCCCUCCAGACGAGAUUCGGACUAAACUUGAUCAGAUCAAAGGACAUCUUGUAUGGAUGCCGCUGGAUUACUUGAAGGAUGCCAACAUGGCAGAAACCGGGCUGCAGGUUAACUCCUGGACGGAAAGCGUGUAUACGUAA